This is a messenger RNA of Coregonus sp. 'balchen', 10334 nucleotides long. The record is from the annotation of a GenBank genome assembly. NCBI's taxonomy places the organism in Eukaryota, Metazoa, Chordata, Actinopteri, Salmoniformes, Salmonidae.
AUGGCCCAGGCAUGGGUGGUCCGGGCUAGGGAACAAGGACCAGGCCUCAUCUGCUGCCUCCCUGCAGAGUCUGUGAACCUACGCUUCCUGGGGCCAACCACUCAAACUAACCCACCACUCAAUGUGCACACACAGGUUAAUCAACAGCCUGGCUAGCUGUGAGGGAUGACAACUUUGUCUGAAGUACUCUCAUUGCACAACCAUUAAACAAGUCACUCCAGUUUUGAUUACAUAUUUACAGAGGAUAUAUGAUUGUGUGCAGCCCACAACAGCCUUUAAGUUACUAUCUUUUGUUUGACAGUCAUACCCCUAAAACCAGCCUUUAGAAAAGUGAUGACAUAAACAAAAUAUUGCAACCCAUCCUUAUCUGUAGCUUGGCUGGAGAGAUGAACACGCAUGUCACACACAAUAUAUUUUCAGUGUAGUUCAUGGAAGUCUGUAUCUGCAGUUAAUAUUUGGUUAGGUCAUUGUAUAGUUGAUUGCAGGUCCAUGAAUAGACCAUGACAAAGACAUAGAAGUGCAUUGGGAACAACCAUACUUUUCUAAAUGACUCCUCUGCUCUUUCCUUCUCCAGAAUUUCCGACCCAUUAGCACUGGACCAAUCACCAGUGGUUGCAGCAGCAGCUACAGCAGGGGGAACAACAGCAGCGGUUACAGCCGAAAACCCUCCUACACUCCCGAGCUGCCGCACCUCAACAACGGUACCUCCAAGCAGUCCAACAAUGUGCAGUACAACAACCCAGCCGGCCUGUACGCACAUAACAACGGCAGCAACGGAGACAGAGACAGGGUCUUGCCAAACCAAAUGGCCGGCCUGAGCCUGAGUUCCCCUCACAGGUAAGGCAUGUGGAGUGGAAAAGCCAUUUGUUAUCGCGUGGCCUCUCGGAUGUGUGAUAAAUAUGCGUGUUCUCCCAGGCUAUAAUCUGCAGUGCCCAGAGAUCUCCUCUGGGCCCUGCUGUUUGUGCUGGCUGAGUCCACAUGCACACGUGUCCCCCUCCCAAGGCCUCCCAGGGCCUCACAGUGAAAUGUACCUUGUAGGGUCCCUCCGGAGUGGAGGAAGACCAAGUGCACUGUAUCUUGACAGGAUCAGAAAAUAUAGAUCAGCCGUGCUGAUCUUCACAGAGCAGUGCUAAAUGUUAGGCACUAUUGACAGAAUGGAGCUUGAGGAUUCUCUCUGGUGGGUUUUGUGGGCAGACUGUGAACAGCAAAUGGUGUCUAUCUCCUGUUUGGACUAGGAAUACCAAGCUGGAAUGGAUGAACCAGCAGCAUAGUUUACUUCAAUCGAAAAAAAUACCUUAGGCAUAGAGUAGUUUCAAGAUAUUCUGGUAUAUUCACCUUGUCAGUGUGAAUAUGUCAAUGUUAGGAGCACAUUGGAAAUAAGUGUUGUAUAAUGCUUUCAUGUGUUGUACUCUAGAUUUCAGUUGAAUGCAUUCAGUUGUACAACUGACUAACCCCUUUACCUUCCCUUUCUUUAAACUGCAUUUCUUUUACCCCCAAAAUAAAUCAAGUCACAGCAUUCACAAAUUAAAUCAAUAAACAGUGCAACAGUUAGUGGAGACAUUUCAGUCACAGAAGCUGUUGGUCACACUGAAUUCAAACUAAAAACAACUUUAUUUGUUUGUCUUCGUCUCUUUCAGCCCUGAGCCUCCGAUGCAUUCUCCUGUGGGCCGUAAUGGAAACGGUCAUAGUUUUGAAGUCACCACCGAGUCAGACGUGUACAAGAUGCUGCAAGACACGGAGGAGCCAGUGUCCGCACCCAAACAGUCCGGCUCCUUCAAAUACCUACAGGGCAUAUUGGAGGCAGAGGAUGGAGGUACCCUUAUUUGUUGCUCUACAUGAGUUUCCAUUUAUUUAGCUGUUUGUAUAUGCCAUUCACCCUACAGUUUACAUAUACAACAUGCUUGUUUAUGUAUGUUAGAUAUAUGUUUGUAUAUUUGAGCUAAAUUGUUUUCUUCAGCAAGUGGAGCGUGUGAUGUUUUCCAGCCACAUGACUGUAUGUGCACUGUAUCACGCGUUGUCACUGAGAGUUGAGAGGAGAGAGAGCGUUGGCAUAGUUUUCCUUUUAUAGGCCGAGAGAGCUGAAAGUCAAAUGAUAAAGGGGGGGAAGCUUUCGUAAGCAAGUUUACUGCAACACAACCUUAUGAAAGACAAUAAACAGUGAAAUAUGACUUCCUGGUUUUUCUUUCAAACUGUUUUCCUUAGGAGUCGUGUGUUGUGUUUUCGUCAGUGUCAUGGCCAGAUCUCAGCUCCUCAAGGAGAACCCAAACAGACAGGCUAAUCCACAGGAACAAGUCAUGCUGUCUGUUGGAGCUCCUUGAAAUGGUUUUGUAUCAACACCAGUCCACGUUAUUCUUUGAAUUUGGCGCUAAUCGCUUGCAGGUGUCAAAAAGGGAUUAAGGAAGAGAGAAAAGUCAAUAAUGGUUUUAAACAGAAUUAGAUUAAACGGCACCGAUUCGCCUCCUGCACAGUUGUUAUUUUUUUUAUGGCCGCAAAAGGCGUCAUGGACACUGGGUUUAAGCUUCUGGUGUGAUGCUUACACACCUUGGGGCUUAUAAAAGACUCACCCUAAAGAUCUGUCUGUUUGUGUUUGAUGCUCUCCAUAUGUGGGAAUGCUUGCUUUAUCUUCUGCUGAAGGAGUUUUUUCUCUUUCUCAGCUCAGCUUUGACCUUUAGAUGGAGAUGAGCAUUUGACUGCAUGUGAUAUUGUCUUCCUCAUCCUUUAAAAGGAAUACGUUUUUGUUUUGAAAAUGUCGGCAUCCCGGGAUUUCAAGGGAGCGCAAACAUGAAUGGCUGUUAUGCUAUAGCGCCAUAGGCUCUGAUCUGACCGUCUGUGGUGUCAGACAGUAUGGAGGGUGAAAACAAGAGGAGAGGAGACGUUUACAUGAUGAGAUUCUCAGUUUAUUAUUACACUGAACUCCCCAGCUAUAGAAAUCACUGAAGAAUCCACCACUUAUAGUGGUCAAAGAUACUAUAUACAUAUAAUGGUCGAAGACAGACAUAGGAGGGAAGCAAUCAUGUAUUUACAAUGUACUUUACUUUUGAGGAUGAGCAGAUGUGACGCGCACAUUGUACUGCCUGUAGUUGAACCCCCUGUGUAGGAGUGUAACCUUUGAGGUUGUUAAAAAAAUAAGAAAUAUAGACAAGGGUACAGAAUGUUUAUUUUGUUUGUCUGUUUAUCCAGAAAUGUGAACCCCAUUUGCCACUGCGGGUUGCUAUCCGGUUUAUAAAAAGCUGCUCUAAUAAAUGGGUGGAAACUCCCUUUUUCAGACAAAGAGCGCUGGAUCCACAGCUUAGGGGGAACACAGGCUAUGAACUUUAUUCAUAAAGACACGUCAGUAGUCUUUAUGCAUAAAGCUAGCUUAGCCUACUCAAACACCCGGCUCAAAAAGAGAGGGAUGCUAUGUUUAGCUAGCUGGCUAUGGCUAUCCAACAUUGGAACUCUUCCAAGCCAAGGUAAGCUUUUGGUUUGAUUAAUUUAUUGCCACCGGGGCCCGCCAGUGAAACUGCUAAACUGCUUGCUGCUGACUGUACACUGUACAGCAUGAUUGUAGUGUGUUUACUAAUGCAUUAGUUCUAGUAGCUAUGUUGACUAUGACGUUAAUAUAGUGACAACGAUGUAAGCUGUGUGUAGGGGUUUAGCGAUUAUGAUUUGGUUUGGAAAUGUUUUUUGAUGUGCACUGAAGUCCACAAGUGAAGGGAAAAGGUGAGAGGAGGAGAGUGCAUAAAUGUGAGAAGGAAUUACAGUAUACAACAGUCAAAGGGAUCAUGCUGUUUGUAUGUGGCUGCUAUGAAAGUGAACUGUGUUCGCGUGUGAUCAGGGGUGUAUUCAUUCCGCUGAUUCUGUCGGAAAAACAUUUCUUAAACGGAAGCAAACUGAACAAAACGGGGAAAACAUAACUGAAUUUGUCCAAUAGAAACUCUUGUUUGCAACUGUUGAACUAAUGAUUACACACUAGAUCAGCUAGAUGCAGGCAAGAGUGUGCAAGGUGGUAUUAAAUGUGUCAAUGUUGCAAAUGAUAUCAAAUCAAAUGUUAUUUGUCACGUGAAGAUAUUUAGUAAAUAAACUAAAGUAAAAAAAAGUUACACAAUAAAAAUAACAAUAACAAGGCUAUAUAUCGGGGGUACCGGUACCGAGUCAAUGUGCGGGGGUACAGGUUAAUCGAGGUAAUUUAGGUAAUAUCUACAGGUAGGUAGAGGUAAACUGACUACGCAUAGAUAAUAAACAUCGAGUAGCAGCAGUGUCAAUGCAAAUAUUCCAGUUAUCCAUUUGAUUAAUUGCGCAGCAGUCUUAUGGCUUGGGGGUAGAAGCCGUUAAGGAGCCUUUUGGACCUAGACUUGACGCUCCGGUACUGCUUGCCGUGCGGUAGCAGAGAGAACAGUCUAUGACUUGGGUGGCUGGAGUCUUUGACAAUUUGUUGGGCCUUCCUCUGACACCAUCUAGUAUAGAGGUCCUGGAUGGCAGGAAGCUUGGCCCCAGUGAUGUGCUGGGCCGGACGCACUACCCUCUGUAGCGCCUUAUGGUCUGAUGCCGAGCAGUUGCCAUACCAGGCGGUGAUGCAACCGGUCAGGAUGCUCUCGAUGGUGCAGCUGUAUAACUUUUUGAGGAUCUGGGGACCCAUGGCAAAAAAAUCUGUCUCCUGAGGGGGAAUAAGCGUUGUCGUGCCCUCUUCAUGACUGUCUUGGUGUGUUUGGACCAUGACAGUUUGUUGGUGAUGUGGACACCAUGGAACUUGAGGCUCUCAACCCGCUCCACUACAGCCCUGUCGAUGUGAAUAGGGGCGUGUUUGGCCAUCCUUUUCCUGUAGUCCAUGAAAGGCUCCUUUGUCUUACUCACAUUGAGGGAGAGGUUGUUGUCCUGGCACCACACUGUGACCUCCUCCCUAUAGGUUGUCUCAUCGUUGUCAGUGUUCAGGCCUACCACCGUUGUGUCGUCAGCAAACAUAAUGAUGGUGUUGGAGUCGUGCUUGGCCACGCAGUCAUGGGUGAACAGGGAGUACAGGAGGGGACUAAGCACACACCCCUGAGGGGCCCCCGUGUUGAGGAUCAGCGUAGCGGAUGUAUUGUUGCCUACCCUCACCACUUGGGUGUAGCCCAUCAGGAAAUCCAGGAUCCAGUUGCAGAGGGAGGUGUUUAGUCCCAGGGUCCUUAGCUUAGUGAUGAGAUUUGUGGGCACUAUGGUGUUGACUACAGCUCAGCGUUCAAUCAACAGCAUUCUCACAUAGGUGUUCCUUUUGUCCAGUUGGGAAAGGGCAGUGUGAAGUGCAAUAGAGAUUGCAUCAUCUGUGGAUCUGUUGGGGCAGUAUGCGAAUUGGAGUGGGUCUAGGGUUUCCAGGAUGAUGGUGUUGAUGUGAGCCAUGACCAGCCUUUCAAAGCACUUCAUGGCUACCGAUGUGAGUACUAUGGGGUGGUAGUCAUUUAGGCAGGUUACCUUGGCGUUCUUGGGCACAGGCACUAUGGUCAGGGAGAGGUUGAAAAUGUCAGUGAAGACACUUGCCUGUUGGUCCAUGCAUGCUCUGAGUAUGUGUCCUGGUAAUCUGUCUGGUCCCGCAGCCUUGUGAAUGUUGACCUGUUUAAAGGACUUACUCACAUCGGCUACGGAGAGCGUGAUCACACAGUCGUCCGGAACAGCUGGUGCUCUCAAACAUGCUUCAGUGUUGCUUGCCUCAAAGCGAGCAUGAAAAGCAUUUAACCCGUCUGGUAGGCUCGCGUCACUGGGCAGCUCGCAUCUGGGUUUCCCGUUUGUAUUCCAUAGUAGUUUGCAAGCCCUGCCACAUCCACCCGACGAGUGUCAGAGCUGGUGUAGUAGGAUUCAAUCUUAGUCCUGUAUUGAUGCUUUGUCUGUUUGAUGGUUCGUCUGAGGGCAUAGAGGGAUUUCGUAUAAGGGUCCGGAUUAGUGUCCCGCUCCUUCAAAGUGGCAGCUCUAGCCUUUAGCUCGGCGCGGAUGUUGCUUGUAAUCCAUGGCUUCUGGUUGGGAAAUGUACGUACAGUCACUGUGGGGAUGACGUCAUCAAUGCACUUAUUGAUGAAGCCGGUGACUGAGGUGGUAUACUCUUCAAUGCCAUCGGAUGAAUCCCAGAACAUAUUCCAGUCUAUGCUAGCAAAACAGUCCUGUAGCUUAGCAUCUGCGUCAUCUGACCACCUCCGUAUUGAGCGAGUCACUGGUACUUGCUGCUUUAGUUUUUGCUUGUAAGCAGGAAUCAGGAGGAUAGAAUUAUGGUCGGAUUUGCCAAAUGGAAGGUGAGGGAGAGCUUUCUACGCGUCUCUGUGUGUGGAGUAAAGGUGGUCUAGAGUUUUUUUUCCUCUGGUUGCAUAUGUGACAUGCUGGUAGAUAUUAGGUAAAACUGAUUUAAGUUUGCUUGCAUCAUAGUCCCCGGCCACUAGGAGCGCCGCAUCUGGAUGAGCAUUUUCCUGUUUGCUUGUGGCCUUAUACAGCUUGUUGAGUGCAGUCUUAGGGCCAGCAUCAGUUUGUGGUGGUAAAUAGACAGCUACGAAAAAUAUAGAUGAAAACUCUCUUGGUAGAUAGUGUGGUCUACAGCUUGAAGUACUCUACCUCAGGCGAGGAAAACCUUGAGACUUCCUUAAUAUUAGAGAUCGCACACCAGCUGUUAUUGACAAAUAGACCACCACCCCUUAUCUUACCGGAGGUACUGUAGCUUUUCUGUCUUGCCAAUGCACGGAAAACCCAGCCAACUGUAUAUUAUCCAUGUCGUCGUUCCGCCACGACUCGUGAAACAUAAGACAUUGCCGUUUUGAAUGUCCAGUUGGUAGGAUAGUCUUGAACAGUGCUCAUCCAGUUUAUUCUCCAGUGAUUGCACGUUGGCCAAUAGGACGGAUGGUGGAGGCGAGUUACCCACUCGCCGACAAAUUCUCACAAGGCACCCGGACCUGCGGCCCCUGUAUCUCUGUCUCCUAUUCAUGCGAAUUACGUGGAUUUGGGCCUGGUCCGGGAGUAGCAGUAUAUCCUUUAUGUCAGACGCAUUAAAGAAAAAACCUUUGUCCAGUUCGAGGUGAGUAAUCACUGUUCUGAUAUCCAGAAGCUCUUUUCGGUCAUAAAAUACUGUAGCAGAAACAUUAUGUGCAAAAUAAGUUACAAACAAUGUGAAAAACACACAAAAUAGCACAAUUGGUUAGGAGCCCGUAAAGCGGCAGCCAUCCACUCCGGCACCAUUCAGGAUUUCUAAAAUUUCUCUUGACCUGUGCACCUACAUUGUAAACUUUCAUUCAUAGGCUAGGUUGUGGCAACCUCAUGAUGGGUAUAGGGAAAAUUAGAGUAUCAUGUGCUAGCCUAAACCUAUCGAUGUUACAUUGAUUUGGCUGAAUGGAAUAUGAAUAACAGUCAUCCAAUAUGCUUUAAUAGAAAUAAGGCAAUGCUCAUUAAAAAUAAAUCUUCCUCCCUCUUGUUAAAUGGCACCGACCGCCACUGGUAUAUACUGUACAAGUCCUAUGACUAAACCUCCCUCGUACAGUAUUUGUGAGAAUCCCAUGAGAACUCCUGACUAGAACAUAGAAGAGACGGCAAUGAUGACUAGAUACUUAUGUAAUACAGCAACCUGGACUCCAACUGAACAUAGAAAAUGUAAAUCCGGGACACUCCAAUGAAUAUGAUAUGUUAAGUUUCGUAUGGUAGAUAUUAAUUUGUGGCUGUCCAUCAUCCAUUACGUAUGAUAUGUUACGAAUUGCAUUUAUUACAAUAUUUUACGAAUUGCAAUUCGUACAAUAUGUUACGAAUUUGUACAAUAUGUUAAUGAAUUUGCAAAAAGUAUGAUAUGUUAUGAAUUCCAAUUUGUUGUCACUAAUGUUAACUAGGUGGCUAACUCUAAUGUUAGCUAGGUGGCUAACGUUAGCUAGGCUAGGUGUUAGGGUUAGGGGUUAGGGUUACAUUUAGGGUUAGGAGUUAGGUUUAUGGGUUAAUGUUAGGGUUAGGGGAAGGGUUAGCUAACAUGCUACAUAGUUGCAAAGUAGCUAAAAAGUAGUAAGUAGUUGCAAAGUUGCUAAUGCUAAAGUUGUCCAUGAUGAGAUUCGAACACACAACCUUUGGGUUGCUAGACAUUCACGUCUACCCAUCCUCCCCGACCAACCACCCUACUUUCAUUUUAGCCUUAAGUAAGCUUCUGUCUUAUGUAACCAUACCAAACGUAACAUAUCAUACUAAUUUGAGUGUCUCUUUAUUUACAUUUACUAUGCUACGUCUAGUCUAUGAGACCAGGCUGAAUACAGCAAUUAUUACUGUAAAAAUAGACCCUGUUAUUACUCCAACCUCUUAAACGGUCACGGCAUUAGUGUUUAAGUGUUGGAGUGAUGUAAACUUCUUUGUGCCAGGUAGUUCACCAGUGUGGUGAGUAGGCCAUGCCAGAGCCAGGGGCAGUGGCGUGCUGAGUUAAUGGGGCCUGCUGGCACCUCAUCACUCCGUGGUUCAGGGAGAGUGUGAUUGUAGCACUCUGGUGUGAUGAUGGUCUAGGCCUUAAUGUGAAAUAUUUGCUCUGCCAGGCAGCUGCCUCUCUCUCCUUUCCUAAUUGAUGUGUUCCUGCUGUGUGCCAGGAUCUCGCAUCAGCCCUGGCAUCCCUGACAUGUGAACAGAGGGAGAGAGUUAGGGAGUGAGAGGUAGAGAGGCAGAGAGAGGUAGAGAUAGGGAAAGGUACAUAGAGGUGUGGAGGUAGAAAGAGAGAGGGAGCGAUACUGUAGGUAAUACAGUACAGAGAGUGGGGGGGGGGGGGGGGGGGUUGUAUGGUAUGGUAGAGUGAGAGAAUGGGGUAGAGAGGCUGGCAAUGUGUGAGCACCACCCUGGCCCUCUGCCUGUACCCAUGCCAUGCCCGCCGAGGUUAACACACACCAGUGAAGGGAGUGCUUACUGAGGAGUCAUGUCUCUGUUGUGGACAGUAGCUGACCUUGGUGCCUCCCUGAGUCAAGUGUGAACACCAUUCAUUCUUCCAUCUCCAUGCUUUCACCCAUGGCUGACCGCUGCCUUUCUAGCUCUCAGAUACUGGUGUAGGGUGAAGUUGCCCCUAAAUGCUGAUCUUGGGUCAGUUUAGCAUUUUAUCCAACUGAUAUCUAAGAUUAGGAUUGGGGGAGAGGAAGCUGAUCCUAGAUCUGUACCUAGACGAAACAUCACCCCGGAGCACUAAGUUGAUUUACAGUACUUGGAAAUAAACUUGUCUUAACUGCGCUAAAUAAGUUGAAUAAAUUAUUCUUAUUCUUAUUCUUUUAAUUUAUUUUUUAACUGAGGUGUUAUGUUAUUUUGUGUGUCUGUGUCCACAGGUGUGUCCCCCACUGAUAUGUCUGGAGUGAGAGGCCUGAGAACCCCGGACCGAUCCCCAGUCCCUAAACUGGGCAGCCCCAUCCCCGGCCUACAGAAACUCCCCCAGUGCACGCGCUGUGGCAACGGCAUAGUGUAAGUCAAAAAAACUGAGAUGACGCUUUACACUAGGAGUGUGUCACAAAUAGCACCCUAGUCCCUAUAUAGUGCACUACUUUUGACCAGAGACUACAUAGGCCAGGGGAUAGGGUGCCAUUUGGGACAUAGUCUAGUCCUGCUCCAACAGGCCCAAGCUAAUAGCAGAGAGGGAAAAUGAUCUCCAUAUAUCACUUUGAAUGAUUAAACCUCUGUGCCACGCCCUCCUCCUCAGGAACCCAGAGAUGCCAGUAAUCCCCACACUGUUAAAGCACCAUGGGUAAACAGUGAUGUCAUUUGAACAAGAGACUGUUGUGGAGGCUUAGUACCAUGGAUCUGUUAUAUAGAGUGUUUACGCAGGGUUUUUUAGGCAGGGCACUAAUGCAUUUACCUACUGUAAUAGGCAGUAGCGGUUAGGAUAAAGGCCCGGAUACAGGGGAUAUUCAAAUUCAACCAAUGAGUUCUGGCUGUUGUGAAGCUAUAUAACCCUUAUUGGCAAUGCAAAUACCCACAUCCAUGAAUAGCAUACUGGUCACUUGAAUACACAGUGACAUAGUUAAAUAAGCAAAUGCUAAUCAAAUAGCUCUUUAUUUAUAUAACCUUGAGAAUCAAUUAUCUUUGACAUUGGGCACUUUGUGACAACUGCUGAUGUAAAAAGGGCUUUAUGAAAUACAUUUGAUUGACUGGGAACCACUUAUCUUUGACAUGACACUACCAACCUGGUUAUGUUCUGUCCAUAUAGGGGCACCAUCGUGAAGGCCAGGGACAAGCUGUACCACACAGAGUGCUUCAUGUGUGACGACUGCGGCAUGAACCUCAAGCAGAGGGGCUACUUCUUCAUCGAGGAGAACCUGUACUGUGAGACCCACGCCAUGGCCCGCGUACAGCCUCCUGAGGGAUAUGACGUGGUCGCCGUCUACCCCAACUCCAAGGUUGAACUGGUCUGA